CACUCUACUUCACAGAGCACCGCGGAUCCCGUGAAGGCACCACGCGGUCCAGUCUUCUCGCACAUUCCACCAGCAAGGUGUCCUCACACAACUCGGAAGAGAGUGGGAAGCGAGGGGGAAAAAAAAGGCAAAGAGUGUAGAAAGAAGAAGACGGCGAAGGAGGAGAGAAAGAGACAAAAUAAAGAGCAAAGAAGAAGAGGAGGUGUUCGCCGAGAAGAUGCUGACUCCAGCCGGCUUCUUGGCUGCGGUCGUUCUGGGCUUGAGCGCGGCUCACUCCAAAGUGAAUAAACACAAGCCGUGGAUCGAGACGUCAUACCAUGGGGUGAUCACUGAAAACACUGACGUUGUUCUGCUGGAUCCCCCUCUGGUGGCUCUGGACAAGGAUGCCCCAAUCCCAUAUGCAGGGGAGAUCUGCGCUUUCAACAUCCACGGGUUGGAUGCUCCAUUCGAGGCAGUGGUGCUUAACGGCACUUCGGGGGAGGGCCAGCUGAGGGCCCGCGGCUUGGUGGACUGCGAGCUGCAGAAGGAGUACACCUUCAUCAUUCAGGCUCAUGACUGCGGUUCAGGACCAAGAGGCACGGAGGGCAAAAAGUCCCACAAGGCAGUGGUCCAUAUUCAGGUCAACGAUGUGAACGAGUUUGCUCCGGUGUUCCGGGAGCCCCAGUACCAAGCUGCAGUGACAGAGGGCAAGAUUUAUGACAGCAUCCUACAAGUGGAGGCCACUGACCAGGACUGUUCCCCUCAAUACAGCCAGAUCUGUAACUACCAGAUCACCGCUACCAACACACCGUUUGCUAUAGACCGCAACGGUAACAUCCGGAACACAGAGAAGCUGAGCUAUGACCGAGAGCAACAGUAUGAGAUCCAGGUGACUGCCUGGGACUGCGGCCAGAAGAGAGCUUUGCACAGCGUCUCCGUCCGCAUUGACGUCAAACCUGUCUGCAAACCCGGCUGGCAAGGUUGGAGUAAGCAAGUUGACUAUGAGCCAGGAACAGGCAGUAAGCCGUUGUUUCCCAAAAUGCAUCUGGAGACCUGUGGAGAACCACUGUCAUCUGCGAGGACCACCGUGGAACUUCAAACCAGUCAUAUUGGGAAGGGCUGCGACCGUGAGACCUACUCUGAGAAGUCGUUACAAAAAUUAUGUGGAGCCUCAUCAGGCAGCACUGACCUUCUGCCCACCCCUUCUACUGCCACGAACUGGACAGCUUCUCUGGUGACUGACAGCGGGAGGGACAGUGACUUGAUAUUCAGGUUUGACGGUCACCAGGCGGCUAAAAUUCCAAGCUGGGUGGUACCUCAGAACCUGACAGACCAGUUCACUAUAGCGACCUGGAUGAAGCACGGGCCCAGUCCUGGGCUCAGGGCUGAAAAGGAGACCCUGCUUUGUAAUUCGGAUAAGACGGAGAUGAAUCGCCAUCACUACUCCCUGUAUGUCCACAAUUGCCGCUUGGUGUUCCUGCUAAGGAGAGACUUUACCCAGGUGGACACGUUCAGGCCUGCUGAGUACCACUGGAAACUGGACCAGAUCUGUGACAAGGAGUGGCAUUACUACGUCAUCAAUGUAGAGUUCCCAGCGGUGACACUCUAUGUGGAUGGAGUGACCUAUGACCCCUACCUGGUGACUGACGACUGGCCCAUUCACCCGUCGGAGAUCGACAUGCAGCUGACAAUCGGUGCCUGCUGGCAAGGUGGCGAGGUGACCAAGCCACGGUUUACUCAGUAUUUCCGGGGCAGCCUAUCUGGACUGACCAUCCGACCCGGGAAGAUCGAGAGUCAGAAAGUCAUUUCCUGUCUGCAGGCUUGUAAAGAAGCACUGGACAUCAACUCCCUUGAGAGCCUGGAUAAGAGCAUCAAGUUUCACUUCAACCCAGCUCAGUCCAUUCUGGUGAUGGAGGGAGAGGAUUUAGAAAACAUGAACACUGCCCUGAGGAAGGUCUCCUACAUAAACUCUCGCCAGUUCCCCACCGCAGGAGUACGACAUCUUCGCAUGUCUACUGCUGUCCAGUGCUUCGGUGAGGACACUUGCAUCACCAUCCCUGACAUAGAGGCGGUUGUGAUGGUGCUGCAGCCCAGCGAACCCAGGAUAACCAUCACUGGACUGAAACGACACAGUCUACCGGCUUCUGACCUCAGGGCUCCUGGCGGUGUUGCACUUUUCCAGGAGCUCCACAUCAUCAGCACAGUCACCAGAGUAGACGCUGCUGCACAACACACAGGUCAAAGACGAGGCACUCUGGAGGAGAUCAUCCAUAACUUGGACUACUGCGAUAUUCUGGUAAUAGGCGAGGAGUUGAACCCUGCACAGGAGUCACUCCAACUGGGGCGCAGCAUUCUGCUUGGGAAACACCUCGAUGCCACCAACUCCACAUCCGGGAUGUCCAUAUAUGGUGUGGACUCCAUGUCAAACUACGAAGAGGUGAUCCGAGAGGUGCAUUACUCCAACUGGCAACCUGCACAGUUAACAGAGAGGAGGUUCCGCCUCACAUGCUCAGAGCUCAAUGGACGCUACACCAGCAAUGAGUUUAACUUGGAGGUGAGCAUAAUCCACGGUUCAGAGGUCGGGGAACGUGUCAGUCACAGCGCUGCUUCGCCUCAGUACAUGCAGUUAGUCCACAAUCCAUCCAUGAUUCAUGAGCUGUACCCUAGGCACAACUCAGGUGUGCCGAGUACCGCCGCAGUGGUCACUGUCAUCUGCAUCGCCGCCCUGGUGGUAGUGGUUGUGUUAGGCGUCUACCACAUCCAUUUAACACACCAGCAACAAGUCAAGAUGUCCGAGGCCACCAAAGAGGAAGACGGGGCCUGGGACAAGUCGGGUCUCUCAAUCACCAUCAACCCAAUGGAGAAUCUGCAGGACACCCAGGCUGCAGAUGAGGAGGCCAGCGAGGACGAAGAGGAGGAGGACGACGACGACGACGACGAAGAGGAGGAGGAUGACGACGUCACCAGUGCAGAGUCGGACAACAGCGAGGAGGAAUUGGACGUGCAACUACCCAGCAUGCAAUGCAAGAAGGCACACAAACAAUAAUGUCUAAUUGAAACUCCAAGUCAGUCAUCUUACACACACACUGAUCUGCAUAAUAUUCUGUAAUCACCCUGACACACACUGGCUUGUGGCUUUUAGAAAAAAAUGAGGUAAUAUCGCCCCCUGCUGGACUUAAUACGUAUUAGCCUCACCCUAGUGAUUAAAAAUAAAAUCACAGGGAAACAUGUGGAACAGGUGGUUCUCGGGACUGUGAAUGAUGUCUAUAUCUACAGGGCAUCCGGGAAUUCACAUUGCUUCAGUUUUACCACAUUUUAUUCUAAAAUGGAAUACAUUCAUUUUUGUCCUCAAAAUUCUACAGACAAUACCCCUAAACAAAUUUUUUUUUUUUUUUUUUUUUUUGCAAAUAUAUUUAAAAUGAUCACAUCCUUUGCUCAAUAAUAUGUACAUUGCUGCCUAAGGUGCAUCAACAGAGACACCUGUGAUAAAAAAAAAAAAAAACGCUUCCCAUUUAACCUGAUGAAUCUUGAGAGGUGCUGCAAAGAGGAAUGGGCCAAACUGCCCAAACAUAGGUGUGCCGAGCUUGUGACGUCAAAUUUAAAAAAAAAACUUGAGGCUGUAUUUGCUGCCAAAGUUGCAUCAACAAAGUAUUGAGCAAAGGCCGGGAAUACUUGUGUACAUGUGAUUGUUUUAUUAUUACAUUUGAAAAAAAAAUUAAAGCACCUUUUUACAUUUUCAUUAUGGGGUAUUGUCUGUAGAAGAUUUAGAACAAACAUGAAUUGAUUCAAUUUUGGAAUAAGGCUGUAACAUUUUUUUGUUUUAUUAAAUUUGCAAAAUAACAAAAAAAAAUCCACGUUGUCAUGUUGAGAAAAUGCUGUGAAUACUUAUGUACAAGUGAUUUUUUUUGCUUUUUAUUUUUAGUAAAUUUGCAAAAUAAAAUAAAAAAUAAUCACAUUGUCAUUUGGGGUAUUGUCUGUAGAAUUUUGAGGACAAAAAAAUAAUGUAUUCCAUUUCUAAAUAAGGCUGCAGCAUAAAGUAUGGAAUAAGCGAAGCGCUGUGAAAACUUUCCGGAUGCACUGUAUGUGUCCUGUGAUUGACAGUCCGGGGUGAACUUCGCCUUUCACCGAGUAGCUGGGAUAGGCUCCAGCUUCCACCAUUUAACAAUAUUAGGGGUAAUAAAAAAUGACAUGCAUCACAAAACACUUAAAUAUUAAAUCGUAAUAUUUACUGUUUUAGGUAAUCAUUUUGUUCACAUUGUUCCCCAAUCUAUUUAGUUGAGUUGAUGCACUAAUUUAAAACAUGUAAUUUAUUUUAAAAAAAAUAAAAAAUAGUAUAUUAUUUUUUGGUUUGUAUACAACAUGUAAUUUAUCAGUGUUUUGGCCCAUGUGGCAAAGCCAGGUGAUUUUACAGAAUAACUUAUUUUCAAUGGAACUAACAAAAAAAAGAAAAAAAAAAGUGAAAAGAAAACAUUUUCCUUUUAAACUCAAGGAGUUGAAGUUUUGUGUUUCGGGGUUUGACAGAGGAGCCUCGUUGUACAUUUUUAUACACUAUCUUGUAAAUAGAGAGAACAGUAGUUGAUCCCCUGCCACCAACAUACCAUCUUUACCCGACUUCAUUUUUCUUGUAUAAAACGUCAGAAACUUUAGUCUGCAGAAAUAGUGUGCGUUUGACUUCUGUUGGCUUUGUUUGUGAAGUGUCAGCGUCUCCAUGGACACCAGGACAGUCCUAUCAGAAAACUGUACAUAUUUUCAAAGAAGAAGGGUGAGGGUGCAGUUACACAAACAAAAUAAAGGAUACAGUACAGUGGUUACCUGAAAAUAUUGCAAACACAGACUAAAAUGGAGUAACCAGCACAAUACAAUGCACUGAACUCGUACACUAAAACUAAUCUGAGUGUUUUAAUAUUAGAAUAACGGCUAUCAAAAUUAACUAAUGUAAGUAAUCACAUGUAUAUACUUUGAAUAAUCACACAAUUUGAAAAUAGUAUCAUUUGACAUCAUUAAUUGUAAUAUUCCCCAAAAAUUCAUGGAAAAAUACAAAUGUAUUCCCCUAAAACUGAGAAUUUUAUCUUGAAAACCUUAUAAAAUAGAAACGUAUGAUUUAUGAUUAAGUAUUUUAUUAAUAGUUUUUUUUUUGCCCAAGUCAUUGUUAUACUAUUCCAUGUAUAAAUAACACUUAUAGAUCAUAUUUCCACUUAGCAAUUUAGAUUGCAAAUUAAGGUCUGACAAGAGCAUGCCUCACACUAAGGAACAUAAACAACAUAUUCAAGUUAUUCAUUUUGCAACUACUGCAGUUUCCUUCUAUUUUCAAACAGUGUUUUGUGGCAGAGAGAAGACACAAAACUGGCCACAAAACUGGCCACAAAAAGGUCACAUUUUUACUCAGGCUGUCAUUUCUUAAUCAGAUAAAUCACAUUUUGGAAUUUGGAUGAAUCAUUAUUAAUAAUAAUGAUAAUGAUAACGCACUUGCAGGCAGCAUGGUGGCACAGGGGUUAGUGCAUGUGGCUCACAAUAUGAAGGUCCUGAGUAGUCCUGGGUUGGAUCCUGCGCUCGGUAUCUUUCUGUGUGGAAUUUGCAUGUUCUCCCCGUGACUACGUGGGUUCCCUCCGGGUACUCCCACCUCCAAAGACAUGCACCUGGGGAUAGGUUGAUUGGCAACACUAAAUUGACCCUAGUGUGUGAAUGUGAGUGUGAAUGUUGUCUGUCUAUCUGUGUUGGCCCUGCGAUGAGGUGGCGACUUGUCCAGGGUGUACCCCGCCUUCCACCCGAAUGCAGCUGAGAUAGGCUCCAGCACCCCCCGCGACCCCAAAAGGGACAAGCGGUAGAAAAUGGAUGGAUAAUGCACUUGCAUAGUUAAAAUUGGCUUAUUAAAAGAGCCCAAUAUUUGUACACAAAUGUUAUAUCUAUCUAUCUAUUUUACUGUCAGAAUGUCAUCCAGGAAUGCUUUUAAACGUUUUACUAGUUUUACUUUGGCCAAAACUCGCAACACUUUAAUGUUAAAUUCUUUCAGGUUGUGUUUUGGGGUAAAUUUACUCAUUUUUGUAGUGACGUAUGCAUUGAUCUGUUUACUGACCGUACAGCGGUUAAGGUAAAAGAGCUUAUACGGUCUAAAUAAAUUACAUUAUUAUUCUAAGUGCGAUAAUUUUCUGUGAUUCGUCACAAGUUACCUCAUUAAUUUUCUAUCCAUCCAUUUUCUACCGCUUGUCCCUUUUUGUGGUGCUCAUUAAUUUUGACAGCCAUAAUUUCCAAACAAACACGUUUACACGUGCAGAGGUUGCCACCUGCUGGUGAUUACACAGAAUUAAACUUUAAAAACCCAAACUUACACUUUUACCCCAAUAAAAAGUUGAAAUACUCACUACUCAAAUUUCUGAAAGUACUUUAAGUAAUAAAACAGUUGCUUCAUCCUCAAAUGUCACCCAAAAGUUGAAUAUCCCUGAUAUGUGAGUAUUAAAACUGCUCUCAUUAUAUUUAAACGAGUGCUGUCAAACAAUUAUUUUUUUUAACCAGAUAAUCACUUUUGAAUUUUGAUUAAUCUCAGUAAAUUAAUCGCUUAAGUAAUUUAAAAUUACCUUUAAAAAAUACCCACAUUUUGGACACAAACGCAGUUUAAAUGGCAGAUGUUCUAAACCAGGGGUCUCCAAAAUCCGGCCCGUGUGAAGUCCGAAGUAAAAAAAAUAUAUAUAUAUAAUAUAUAUAUAUAUAUAUAUAUAUAUAUGUAUAUAUUUUUUUUAUUUAUUUUUUUAUCUGUACUUUCUAAUCCAUUUUCUACCACUUGUUACUCUCAGUGUGUCCUAGCCGCUCAGGCAAAUCAUAUUGUCUAAAAAUGCAUGAUCCCAUCGAUAAUGUGACAUUAUCGCGCU
Molecule: messenger RNA, 6842 nt
Organism: Entelurus aequoreus (snake pipefish)
Lineage: Eukaryota; Metazoa; Chordata; Actinopteri; Syngnathiformes; Syngnathidae
Product: calsyntenin-2-like
Exons: 17
Coding region: 218-3025 (935 amino acids)
Biological process (GO): homophilic cell-cell adhesion; positive regulation of synapse assembly; positive regulation of synaptic transmission
Cellular component (GO): cell surface; postsynaptic membrane
Molecular function (GO): kinesin binding; calcium ion binding; amyloid-beta binding
Source: RefSeq, a predicted model, not a curated record